Messenger RNA from Hevea brasiliensis (rubber tree), 519 nucleotides. RefSeq lists its product as uncharacterized. The record is from RefSeq and is a predicted model, not a curated record. The transcript has a single exon. The annotation marks the transcript as partial. NCBI's taxonomy places the organism in Eukaryota, Viridiplantae, Streptophyta, Magnoliopsida, Malpighiales, Euphorbiaceae.
AUGCCAUCCUAUGCAAAAUUUCUUAAGGAAAUUCUAUCAAAGAAAAGAAAGCUAAAAGACUAUGGAACAGUAGCUCUAACAGAGGAGUGCAGUGCUAUACUGCAAAACAAACUGCCUCCAAAAUUGAAAGAUCUAGGAAGUUUCUCCAUACCUUGCCUCAUUGGUGAUAAGAAAAUAGACAAGGUCAUCUGCGAUCUUGGAGCAAGCGUCAGUUUAAUGCCUCUAUCAAUAUACAAAAAGCUGGAGAUUGGGGAACUGAAACCCACAACAAUCUCAUUGCAAUUAGCUGAUCGAUCUGUUAAAUAUCUUGUAGGAAUACUUGAGAACAUUCCGAUCAAAGUGGGAAAAUUCUUCAUUCCAGUGAACUUUAUUGUGCUUGAGAUGGAAGAAGAUGUUAAAAUUCCUAUCAUCUUGGGAAGACCAUUCUUGGUAACCGCCGGAGCUAUCAUAGACGUCAAAAAUGGGCGACUAACCCUCAAGGUAGGAGAAGAAGAAGUGGAGUUCAACUUGUUCAACACG